Suillus fuscotomentosus is the source of this 1014-nucleotide messenger RNA. RefSeq lists its product as uncharacterized. Bases 145 to 849 code for a protein of 234 amino acids. The transcript is spliced from 3 exons. The record is from RefSeq and is a predicted model, not a curated record. NCBI's taxonomy places the organism in Eukaryota, Fungi, Basidiomycota, Agaricomycetes, Boletales, Suillaceae.
AUGCUCCUAGAAAACCCUCAUCUGACCAUGGGCCUGACUUCACGUCGCAAGAACACCAAGCAUCGCGUCGACAAUCAAUUGACGACGGUCUCACAGACGAAUACGGAGCUCCAUCAUUAGCAGCUUUGUGGACCUUAGCAAACAAUGCAGACGAAGAGCAUCUGGCCCUCGGGCAGCUGCGCCUGCGGGAGAUACGACAAAGAGGGCAGGAAGAAGAGCAAUAUCGGCAAUUAUGUAGAGAGGAGGCUGCGAGAGAAAGAAGGAGAAUCCCUCAUGCGCGGAACACUAUUUUUCGACCCCACCAUUCGAACCAUUCCUGCGCAGUACACUAUGAGGAAAUUGAAAGCUGGAAAUUAUUGUAAACUCCAUUAUCUCACCACAGAGACCUCGAGGAAUAACCUAGUAGCAGAGCCAGACACUAUGGUCAUGCUCCCAGCCUCAGAUGGGCUGCACUCGUGGAUUCCCAUAGCCGUAGUAAGGGCAACCCAGGUGAGUCUGCCUCAGGCCCUCGUCACAAGUUCUCACUCACUGGUCACCGUCCUAUUGGCAAACUUAUAUCCGCUUAGAACUGCCUGCUAUUGUCUUGUUUCAUUCUACACUACGUUAAUAUUCUUCAACGUUCAACCAUAUGUGACGUCCUGCAAAACGGCUGGUAAUGCUCCUACAAUGGCAUCGUUUGAUAUUCUGCGUACACUUGUCAUGUGGAGUCGUCGUGCUCGAAUUCAGCUCUGCAACUACCAGGCAUGUCCUACCAAGCGCACAAAUGUUUGGGGCUUCGUUGGCGCUGUGAUCAUCCAUUCCUACGAACAGUCUUGUGCUUGCAUCCCUGAUGUCCUACGUGAUCGCUGAACGGCUUAAUUGGACACCGAUCACCGUAUGCGUUAGAUGCGGUUGGUAUUGAAGAGUAGCUGUCGCAAAACGUUUCGUCCUCCUGUUCUACCUUGCUCGCAUGUUUCUGGUCCUCAAAGCAUCGCUUGCCUGCGAUCGCUUUAUAUCAAGGUUCACCAGAAAUGA